Molecule: messenger RNA, 294 nt
Organism: Brugia malayi
Lineage: Eukaryota; Metazoa; Nematoda; Chromadorea; Rhabditida; Onchocercidae
Exons: 2
Coding region: 1-294 (97 amino acids)
Source: RefSeq, a predicted model, not a curated record
AUGUGGCAAGUUUUUAUCGCCAGAUAUUCAAAAAUACUUGUUAUGCCAUUUGUGGUGGUAAUUGGUGCAGUUGGUUAUUUUAUGGAACAAAAAUUUUCCACUCCAAAGAAAAUUCCAUACUUGGAUGCAUCAGUAAACGAAGGACGUGAAAAGCGACAAAUGGAAAUUGAAUUAGAUUCAGAGUAUGGUACUCCAAUGGAUAUUACAAAAAUUAAGAGUAAGAUAGUUCCCGAAUCAAGUUUAUUGUUGAAUACUGGUCGAAAAGGUUUGAUUGACAAUGAAAGCCGUUGUUAG